Molecule: messenger RNA, 350 nt
Organism: Vidua chalybeata
Lineage: Eukaryota; Metazoa; Chordata; Aves; Passeriformes; Viduidae
Gene: OST4
Product: oligosaccharyltransferase complex subunit 4, non-catalytic
Exons: 2
Coding region: 111-224 (37 amino acids)
Cellular component (GO): oligosaccharyltransferase complex
Source: RefSeq, a predicted model, not a curated record
CGGGGCCCGGUUGCCGUGACGUCACAGCCGGGGCCGGGCGCCUCCCGCCGUGCCCCGCGGCCGGAAGUGGCGCGCGCAGGGAGACGUGUCGGAGCGGCGGGGCCGGAGCGAUGAUCACGGACGUGCAGCUCGCCAUCUUCGCCAACAUGCUGGGCGUCUCGCUCUUCCUGCUGGUCGUCCUCUACCACUACGUGGCCGUCAACAACCCCAAGAAGCAGGAGUGAGGAGCCCGUGAGGCCCGCACCGCCAUGACUCCCGCCGCCCGUCCCUCCCUCCCUCCCUCCCGAGAGGCGCGAGGCCGAGCUUCUUCCAAACCGGCUUUAACGGGAACACGAUGAUACGCGACAAAA